Messenger RNA from Neopsephotus bourkii (Bourke's parrot), 900 nucleotides. RefSeq names its product neuroguidin (gene NGDN). Lineage: Eukaryota; Metazoa; Chordata; Aves; Psittaciformes; Psittacidae. The transcript has 9 exons. Gene Ontology annotation, cellular component: small-subunit processome; nucleolus. Bases 19 to 900 code for a protein of 293 amino acids. Gene Ontology annotation, biological process: maturation of SSU-rRNA from tricistronic rRNA transcript (SSU-rRNA, 5.8S rRNA, LSU-rRNA). The record is from RefSeq and is a predicted model, not a curated record.
CAUCCCUUCUGUUUCAAGAUGGCGGCGGCGGAGGCGGUCGUGCUGCUGGAUGCUCUGCAGGGGCAGGUGGCGGCAGUGACCGAGCACGGGAGGGCGCUGCUGCAGAGGGUGCGGGGGGGGAAGCUCCGCACUGAGAAGGGGCUGUCGCUGCUGGAGCUGCGGGCGCAGGCGCUGCUUCAGUACCUGCAGGACCUGGGGCUAGUGCUGGGGGCCAAGACCCGGGGGGGGACCCUGGGGGGGCUCCCGGCCCUGCCCCGCCUCCUGGAGACCCGUGUGGUCCUGGAGAAGCUGCGCCCCAUCGAGCACCGCCUCAAGUACCAAGUGGAGAAGCUGCUGCGGGCGGCCAUGAUGGGGGCCCCAGGAGCCGAGCACCCCUUGGCCUUCCAUCCGGAGCCCUCCAACAUGGCCGAGGAACCUGAAGCAGCCCCGCCGAAGGCCCCUGGCUUAGGGGGCGGGCGCCGCUACGUCCCCCCCCACAUCCUCCCCGUGCAGUACGAUUCCGUGGGGCGGGAGCAGCGGGCGCAGGAGGCGGCGCAGCGCCGGGCCCUCAGCAGCUCCGUGCUGCGGGAGCUGAGGGAAGAGCUCAGCGACGCCCCCCAAGAGCUGUGGGGCAGCCGGGGGGCAGGCGGCGAGCGGCCCCACAGGGGCGAUGUGGAGAGGACCCGCCUGGAGGAGUCGCUGCUCCUGCGCCUGAGCGAGAGCCGCCAGGAACGGGCCGCGCGGCGCCGCCGUCAGCGCAUGACGUCAUCGGGGGGCGGGGCCUUGGCCGCCAUCACCCACUUCGGGGCCUCGGCCGCCCUCUGGGAGCCGCCCAAUCAGGAGGCGCCGCCCGCCAAGAGGAAGAAAAAGGCAGCCAAUGGGAAGAGGAAGAAGAGAAAGGGUUUCCAUCGGCGGCGCUGA